CCGAUAUUGGCCACUCAGUCCCAAGGAACUCAAAGCCGGAUACCAAGGACUAUGCCUUUGAUUUCCCCUGGUGAUAUUCAUUUGAACCCCGCCUCCAUGGCCGGACAAGUGCCCAGUGGGAACUAUGCUGUGACAUCUUCCACUCUUGGAUCGCGCCGGUACCACGGCUCAAGGCCCGUUGCACCAUUAUCCGGAUCGUAUCCGGACAACGAUGAUUACUUCUUGUCCACAUCCUCAGGGAUGGCUUAUCGCUCCAUGCCCGUCUCUGACGGCCCGUUUGCCGGCCCUAUGUUGUCCAGCCUGAGCGGCUUCGAUGCCGAUUUCGCCUCUGAGUUCUUGACAGAGGAUGCUUUCUCAGGCGACACUUGUACAGAUAUGACUUUCGUACCUUGCCAGUACCCAGGACAAGGAAAUUCCGCGGAGCACUUGCAGGCCAGUUACAUGCCCAUGGAGUCACUGUACAUGCCUACAAUGAUGCCCACUUUUAACACCGACAUGUCGAGGCUUCCAACCCCACCCCCAGAGGAGUACCUGGCAACAUGCUUUCCAUCAGGACACGUUUUCCAGGAGCAACUGUGCCCGGUGGACAAGGAUUUCACGAUAUCCGAGAGUGCUACCACAUGCCACAUGGAGCCCGCCAGCAACAGCCCCAGCCAGCGGAGCGUGCGACAACCCCGACCCAUCCGAUCAGCCUCGGAAAGGAACGCUUCAGCCAGUGAAUAUUGUGCCUCGUCCACUUCACCCCCGGAAGUCAGGAGCCCUCCUAAAGAAGAUCCAUCCAACCGGGAAAAGGCCAGAAUUCAUCCAUACUACAACCGCGGACCUGAUGAGGACGGAAAAUACCAUUGCCCGUGGGCUCAGGAAGGCAACUGCAGUCACCAAUCCACCACGCAGAGGUGUGUCUACAACAAAUACGUGGAUUCCCAUUUGAGGCCAUACCGUUGCAAGUUCACGGAUCGACCCGAAUGUGAGGACCUCCGGUUUUCGUCCAAUGCCUGCCUUCUACGCCAUGAAAGAGAAGCCCAUGGAGAACAUACCCACGGAAUGAACCCCUACCUGUGCAAGUUCCCGGACUGUGAGCGCGCCCGGGAGGGGAACGGAUUCCCUCGCCGAUGGAACCAACGUGACCACAUGAAACGGGUCCACCAAUAUGAGGAAAUUGAUGCGCCUGCGAAGAAGAGCCCUAGCAGCCAAAGCCAGUCCAAGAGACGGAAGGCUCCGAGCGCGCCAACCUCUGUCCCGAUGAGGAGAUCAAGUUCAUCCACAGUGUCUAAGGCUCAUGCCAUGGUCAAGGCAUCCAUCCAAGCUUCCAACUAUGGCCCCAUCAGCCGGACCCAGUAUGUCGCUCCCAGCGCCUACUCC
This is a messenger RNA of Cladophialophora yegresii CBS 114405, 1362 nucleotides long. RefSeq lists its product as uncharacterized. NCBI's taxonomy places the organism in Eukaryota, Fungi, Ascomycota, Eurotiomycetes, Chaetothyriales, Herpotrichiellaceae. The annotation marks the transcript as partial. The record is from RefSeq and is a predicted model, not a curated record. The transcript has 3 exons.